This is a messenger RNA of Drosophila miranda, 740 nucleotides long. It is a transcript of the gene Grx3, whose product is annotated as glutaredoxin 3. The record is from RefSeq and is a predicted model, not a curated record. NCBI's taxonomy places the organism in Eukaryota, Metazoa, Arthropoda, Insecta, Diptera, Drosophilidae. Bases 1 to 651 code for a protein of 216 amino acids. The transcript has 3 exons.
AUGCCUGUGUUGAGCGUGUCCAAUGCCGAGGAAUAUCAAAAUUUGAUUAAUGCCGACCGGACAACGGCGGCGCUGUUUGCCGCCGAUUGGGCCGAGCAGUGUGCUCAGGUCAAAGAUGUAUUAGAAGAACUGUCGAAAUUGCUAGGUGACAAACUGCAAUUCAUUAGCCUAAAUGCCGAACAAUUCCCAGAGAUUUCCAUGAAGCAUCAAAUUGAAGCCGUUCCCACAGUUAUUUUCUUUGCCAAGGGCUCCGCUGUGGAUCGUGUGGACGGUGUGGACGUUGCCGCUAUCAGUAGCAAAUCUAAGAAGUUGGCCGAGAGUGCAAGCAGUGCGGCAGCCACGGGGCAAUCACUGGAUGACCGCUUAAAGGCCUUGGUCAAUACGGCUCCACUAAUGAUAUUCAUGAAGGGGGAUCGCAAUGCUCCACGCUGCGGCUUCUCCAAACAGCUGAUUGCUAUUGUAAAUGACACUAGCUUGCCUUAUGAAACCUUUGACAUCCUAAGUGAUGAGGAAGUACGCCAGGGCUUGAAGACCUACUCCGACUGGCCCACAUACCCCCAGGUGUAUGUAAAGGGUGAACUGAUUGGUGGCCUGGACAUUAUAAAGGAACUGCUGGCCAACAAGGAGCUUGAAACCACCCUCAAGGGUUAGACGCACGGCCUUUCCAUUAGACUCUUCAACAUCAGGAACAAUGACUUUUAUAUAAUUUAAUAAAAGAAUUGAACAAAAUACUUUUGAAA